This is a messenger RNA of Coturnix japonica (Japanese quail), 383 nucleotides long. RefSeq names its product electron transfer flavoprotein regulatory factor 1 (gene ETFRF1). Lineage: Eukaryota; Metazoa; Chordata; Aves; Galliformes; Phasianidae. Gene Ontology annotation, biological process: respiratory electron transport chain. The record is from RefSeq and is a predicted model, not a curated record. Gene Ontology annotation, cellular component: mitochondrion.
GUAAAUGAAGCCUUGGCACGCACAAGAGCUUAGAGCUGCGUGACAUGUACGAUGGCUCGUUCUUUAAGAGGUGAAGUACUGAACCUUUAUAAAAAUCUGCUGUACCUUGGAAAGGAGUAUCCCAAAGGAGCUGAUUACUUUAGGAGCCGGUUGAAAGCAGCUUUUCUAAAAAACAAAGAUGUGAAAGAUCCUGAAAAAAUAAAGGAGCUGAUCGCACGGGGGGAGUUUGUUAUAAAAGAGCUGGAGGCUUUGUACUUCCUCAGGAAAUACAGGGCUAUGAAAAAGCGCUACUACAGCGAUGACAAAGAGUAACUGCUGCAACCCUCCCUGUAACGAUACAAAGCCAUAAACGGUCAAUAAAGGAAAUGAAGCAUCACGAGAAA